Labrus bergylta (ballan wrasse) is the source of this 2602-nucleotide messenger RNA. RefSeq names its product surfeit 4, like (gene surf4l). Lineage: Eukaryota; Metazoa; Chordata; Actinopteri; Labriformes; Labridae. The record is from RefSeq and is a predicted model, not a curated record. Gene Ontology annotation, cellular component: endoplasmic reticulum; membrane; endoplasmic reticulum-Golgi intermediate compartment. Gene Ontology annotation, biological process: Golgi organization.
UGUCGCACAGCGCAGAGGAUUGUGGGUCGGAGGAGGCAGCAGAGAAGCGUCAUUAUCACUACUACGGGACUGACGGCGGAAUCCUUCCUGAGCUGCAAGCCUUUUCUCCGCACUGAAGUGCCUUAAAAAGUGGAGGGAGCGAUGGCACACGGAGACCUGAUGAGCCAAGCGGAGGACGUAGCGGACCAGUUCCUACGGGUCACCAAACACUACUUACCCCAUGUGGCCCGGCUCUGCUUGGUCAGCACCUUCCUGGAGGACGGGGUGCGGAUGUGGUUCCAGUGGGGGGAGCAGAGCGAGUACAUUGAUUCCACCUGGAACUGUGGAAGCUUCCUUGCCAACUUCUUCGUCCUGCUCAACCUGCUGGUACAACUUGGUGGCUGUCUGUUGGUCCUCAGUAGAAACUUUGUUCAGUAUGCCUGCUUCUCUCUGUUUGGGAUUAUCGCUCUGCAGACGGUGGCUUACAGCAUCCUGUGGGACCCAAAGUUCCUUAUGAGGAACCUCGCGUUGAACGGAGGCCUACUCCUCCUCCUGGCAGAGUGCCGGGGGGAGGCUCGCAGCGUGUUUGCAGGAGUUCCUUCUCUCGGUCAGCAGAGUUCUCCAAAGAAUCUCCUGCAGCUUGGAGGUCGAGUUCUCCUCGUCCUCAUGUUCAUGACGCUGCUGCACUUUGACCUCAGCCUGAUCAGUGUCCUGCAGAACCUGGUGGGCACGGCGCUCAUCGUGCUUGUGGCGGUGGGCUUUAAGACGAAGCUGGCGGCUCUGACUCUGUCCAUCUGGCUGCUCUGCAUCAACUUCACCUUUAACACUUUCUGGAGCAUUCCUUCAUACAAACCCAGUCACGAUUUCCUCAAAUACGACUUCUUCCAGACCACGUCGGUGAUCGGAGGCUUGCUUCUGGUGGUGGCAAUGGGACCUGGGGGGGUCAGCAUGGAUGAGAAGAAGAAGGAGUGGUGAGGAAGAUCUGUGGGGGGGGGGGGUGUGUUGAAGCUGAUUCUCAAUGGACAAAAAAGAACUGAUGCUUAAAAAGGAGAGGAAGAGGGAUAAGAAAAGAUGGAUAAUAUAUUUAAUUUGACAGAAAGAAAUACUUAAACUUUCAAAUCAAACAAAAUUAUGUUUAGAAAUGUAUCUUUAAAGAUAAUGAAGAAUUAUUAGGUUUAAAUCCACUAGUAGAGCGUCCUUAUACAGGACUCAAAGACACUUGGUUGUGUAGCUUUUAAUUGGAACGUGGAUAUUUGAACUGUUACGACGACUACAUCUUCCACAAAAUUGUUGUCAAAACAUUAUCAGAAAAGAGAAUAAAUAGAUCACAGAGAAAGCAGAGUCUUCGCCUUUAAGAUCAGUGACUUUGUGGUUUGUUAUGUGAAGUGAGUCUCGUGUGAGGAUUUACAGCAGACGAAGUGAAGCAUAUGUUUUCAGUGAGUUGGUAAGUUACAGCAGUUUGUAGAAAGUGUCCUGAGAAACUCAGGUUCCAGUUCAGCGUUUGUGAUAAGGGUCUUGUGUUGUGUUCACUACACUGAGUGCAUAAAAACACGUUUUGUGUAGGGGAUAAGCAGACACUCUUUUUUUAUAGCAGGAACAAACCCAAACAGGACGAGGUAUAGUUGCCUUAUCGAUUUAGAAAUUUUCUUUCACCGAAAUAGUCUGUUAGAUUCUACAGUUGGAAUAGCAGCAGAAAACUCUGCAGCCUUUUUUUUUAGAUGAGUCUACUGUGCUGUUAUCAUUUACAUGGAUUUACCAGAUUUUAUUGCUGCUGAUUGUUGUAAUGGAUAAAGUCCUCAAGAGACUGUGAUCAGAACUGUUUCUGUAGUGACUGUCACUCACUGAAGACCAUAAAAUGCUGUAAUUGAUCCAACUCGACCACUCUUUACUAGUUUGUUAGUAAGCUAUAGCAGCUACAAGCCAGGUAGAGACAACACAUCAGCCGUAAAUAACCAGGGCCCAGAAGUUCAUAGUACUUUUCAAGGGGCUCCAAUCUGGAAAUGCUGCAGUUUUAAGUAUCACUCAAGGUUUUGUUCAUUGAACUGGCCUGUUUUUGCUCUACAAAUCCAAGCUCAUCUAGAAAUUACACAUACCUCUAUUUAUCUCAAUUCUUCCUUCCUGCUUCUUCUCGGGCCUCAUAGCCACCACCAGAGACUCUGAGAGUCACAUGAUGUGUGUGUGUUGUAUAAAUGCUGCUGUCCUCAUAUUUGUACUGCCAGGUGAGAUUUUAACACAUAGAAUACCUGUUUCUGUUUGUUUUUUAAUCAGCUGCCUUCCUCACCUCUGAUGUUUCAGAUGGAAAAUCAUUUUUUUUUUUUACAUUCUGUAAUGCCUGGAACUUCAAGCAGAUGGAGCUGUUCAGCUACAGCACACACUGCGACACAUUUAUACUGUUUUACUUUCAUAAAGAUCUUUGUCUCUCAGUGUGAAACUCACAAAAGAGGCACACACUCCGCUGGGCUAUGCGUGUGUGUGUGUGUGUGUGUGUGUGUGUGUGUGUGUGUGUGUGUGUGUGUUUGUGACUCUUUUGUCUCUGAGUAUCGAUAAAGUUGUGAGAAAGUGAAAUAAUUUUCUAUCAUGUGUUUUUAUAGAAGAUGUAAAAUAAAUCAGUCCAGCAUUGUGA